Molecule: messenger RNA, 1242 nt
Organism: Durusdinium trenchii
Lineage: Eukaryota; Dinophyceae; Suessiales; Symbiodiniaceae
Source: the annotation of a GenBank genome assembly
AUGGUCUUCGGCGCGCUGCCGAUGGAAUUGGUCCAGCUAAAGAUCAUCCGGAACUUCAAAGGGCGGUCUGAGGCGCGGCUCCAACGUAUCCUGGAAGCGUCUCCCGAGCGUGUGGAACCGAGGUGUUCGAUUUUUGCUCAAUGCAGUGGGUGUCAAUACCAGCACUUGAGCUAUGAAGCGCAGCUCUUUUGGAAACGUGAGCACGUCCAGCAGGCGUUGCAGCAAGGGGUGUGGAAAGCCAUUGCCCUUUUCAACGCGGCAUGCUGGGGAUCCUCCUAUGUCUCUUCACAGGCUGGGAUUGAUGCCCUAAACACUGCAGGCGUAGAGGAUGCUGCCAUGGUCUUCGGCGCUUGUCGAUUUCUCUUGGCCGCGCUGCCCAUGCUACCCUGGAUCUUGAAGUCCAGCUGUCCUGAAAGUGCCAGAGGCAGCGCGCUGGUGGGGACCCUGAGCGCGAUUGCCUACGCGGCGGUCUUCGCGUCGCUGGCGCAUGGGACCUCCGGAGCUAAAGCGGCCUUCAUCAUGGCCCUGCAGACCAUUAUUGUGGCCUUUUGCAGUUCCAUUUGCGCAAAACGUCUUCAGCUUGGCAGCGUGGCAUCGGCCAUGCUCGCGAUCUGCGGUGUGGGCUUCCUGGAGCUUGGUGGCGGACCUGCCGAGGCCGCUGGUGACACAACCGCUGACCUCUCGGGCGACAUGCUCUGUAUGGCGGCGCCACUGCUGAUGGGGCUCAGUUGGCAUCUACUGGGGGAGCACAUGAGGAGUUUCCCACAGGACGCUACCCCAGCCGUGGCCAUUCAGCUGGCGUGCUUCGCACUGUUGUUUGCCGCGUGGAGCUGUGGCGAACACCUGAUGUCCCACGGUGCCGAGGGCCUCGCACUCUGGAUCCAGGACGUCCCGAAGUUGCUUGAAGUGCCAAAUCUUUUGCCUGCCCUGGUCUUUUCGGCCUUCAUGGGAAACACAGUGACCUUUCUGCUUUGCAACUGCGCCAUGCGCAAGUUGAAGGCUGCUGAGGUGUCGCUGCUCUCGGCAUCAGAGCCGCUCUGGGCAGCACUCUGCGCCGCGCUGCUGCUGCACCAGUCGCUGGCGCCGUCGGAGCUCCUGGGAGGUGCCUUGGUGGUGGCGGCCAUCGUUGGGGCCGAGCUUUGGAGUGAAGAUGAGAACAUGCCAGAUGCUAAAGCGACGCCGUGCGGCUGCUCUCUGAGAGGAAUCGAAAAAAACAUCCAAACAUCGCCGCUGGAAGCGUAA